This is a messenger RNA of Pocillopora damicornis (cauliflower coral), 2384 nucleotides long. RefSeq lists its product as uncharacterized. Gene Ontology annotation, cellular component: signaling receptor complex; plasma membrane. Gene Ontology annotation, molecular function: transmembrane receptor protein tyrosine kinase activity; protein binding; ATP binding. NCBI's taxonomy places the organism in Eukaryota, Metazoa, Cnidaria, Anthozoa, Scleractinia, Pocilloporidae. The record is from RefSeq and is a predicted model, not a curated record. Gene Ontology annotation, biological process: positive regulation of kinase activity; protein phosphorylation; multicellular organism development.
AUGAAUCCUGUUGGUGUUGCUAAUCCCAGAAUAAUCCCUGAUAAUCGGAUAACAUCAUCUUCCAGUCACCACGGUCUGCACCAGGCGGUCCAUGGUCGUCUCUACAGUUACAGAGGCGGUGCUUGGUGUUCGCGUGAGACUGACAGUGACAGUGAAUGGCUUCAAGUUGACAUCGGAGAAAUAAUUCAAGCAUGCGGGGUCGCUAUCCAAGGAAAAAGAACAGGUCACCAAAGGGUUAAAGCUUUCACACUGUCUUAUUCCUUAGAUGAAUCAAUCUGGGAAACCUACCGGGAUGAAAGUGGUGAAGAAAUGGAAUUUCAGAGUUUUGGUUACGAUUUUGCAAUCGACCAGCACAAGUUACCACUGCCAGUGUAUGCAAGAUACUUUCGAUUUUAUCCAAUCCAGCGUCAUGGAAACUGCCUUAGGGUUGAGAUUUUCAAAGAAAAAUUUCCAGGAUGUCAGUACAUCGACGUAGGACUAGGCAAUGGAUACACCCUAGAUAGAGAUUUCAGUUCGUCCUCUGUACUAAACACAAACACACCUGCUAAGAAUGGUCGAUUGAACUACAAUAAAGGAUCAUCAUGGUGUGCCGCAACAAAUGAUAGUCAGCCAUAUCUACAGGUUGACUUUGAAAAGCUUUAUAUCAUCUGUGCUGUGUCAACUCAGGGGAACUCCCAAGGGGACGAGUGGGUAAGGAAGUACACACUUCAAUCAUCUAGGGAUGGAACAAAUUGGACAGACUAUCAAGAGGCGGGAAUAUUGAAGAGUACUAAAUAUCCUCACGUUUCAGGAGAAUCGCUAGAUUGCUUUAAGAAUCCUGUUGGUGUUGCUGAUCCCAGAAUAAUCCCUGAUAAUCGGAUAACAGCAUCUUCCCAAUACGACGGUCUGUACCAGGCGGCCCAGGGUCGACUUUAUUAUGGCACUGGUUGGUGUUCGCAUAAGACUGACAGUAACAGUGAAUGGCUUCAAGUUGACAUUGGAGAAAUAAUUCAAGCAUGUGGUGUUGCUAUCCAAGGAAAAAGAGGAACACGUCGCCAAACGGUUCAUGCUUUCAAACUGUCUUAUUCCUUAGAUGAAUCAAACUGGGAAACCUACCUGGAUGAAAGUGGUGAAGAAAUGGAAUUUCAGGGUAUAGGUUACGAUUUUGCAGUCGACCUGCACAAGUUAUCACUGCCAGUACAUGCAAGAUACUUUCGAUUUUAUCCAAUCCAGCGUCAUAGAAGGACCUGCCUUAGGGUUGAGAUUUUCAAACAAAAAUUUCCAGGAUGUCAGUACAUCGACUUAGGAAUAGGCAAUGGAUACACCUUGGAUAGAGAUUUCAGUUCGUCCUCUGUACUAAAUGCAAACACACCUGCUAAGAAUGGUCGAUUGAACUACAAAGGAGGAUCAUCAUGGUGUGCCGCAACAAAUGAUAGUCAGCCAUAUCUACAGGUUGACUUUGAAAAGCUUUAUAUCGUCUGUGCUGUUUCAACUCAGGGGAACUCCCAAGGGGACGAGUGGGUAAGGAAGUACACACUUCAGUCAUCUAGGGAUGGAACAACUUGGACAGACUAUCAAGAGGCGGGAACAUUGAAGGUAUUCUCAGGAAAUUUCAACCGAAAUAAAACGGUAAAACAAAUUUUGUGCAUUGAGCUUGUUGCUAAGCGAUUACGUUUCAUUCCUAAAGAGCACUACGGAAACUGCUGUAUGAGGGUUGAAAUAUAUGGAAUACCACUGACAGCAGAUAACCUUGCCUUAGGAAAGCCAGCCCGUCAGUCAAGUAUUUAUGCGGUUGCUAUGGAUGUUAAUUAUCCGAGAAGAGCAGUGGACGGAGUAAAGAAUACAAAUAGAUACUAUUGUGCAAGCACAGGAGCAUCAUAUCCUGAUCCGUAUUGGAGAGUUGACCUUGAACAAGUGCUGCCUGUUUCAGAGGUUUUCAUACUCAAUAGUGGAGACUGCUGUGGGGAACAUUUCAAUGGUACCGAGAUAAGAGUAGGAAAUGAAACUAGAGAUAGAGGAGGAACCAACGAUCUUUGCACCAGUGAUCUACGAGUCCCCCAAGGAAAGGGAAAGUUUUUUCGAUGUAAUAUGACGCUGUAUGGCAGAUAUUUAUUUAUCAGGAUACCUGGAUCGUCGAAAGUGUUGGUCCUAUGCGAAGUUGAAGUUUUCUCCGCAGUUAGAUCAAAUCUUGCCUUGUAUCAGUCUGCUUCUCAGUCUUCUACAAGGUCAAAUUAUACCGCUAACAAAGCUGUGGAUGGAGAUGUUCACUCCUGUGCUACAACUCAGUCCCAGCAGGACCCCUGGUGGAGAGUGGACUUAGGAGCAUCGCGGGUUGUGGCUAAGGUCAUCGUUACAUACAAAAAUCAAAUGGAAGGACUUCAAGUCUGGAUUGGUUAUGACAGUGA